UGACCACGCAUCACGCUAAGCCAGCCACCGAGUUCCGAGUCCAUUGUUCAGGGUUCACGCGCAGCAAUGGCCCGGGGUGAAAGCACCGUCUUUGGUACCUGAUGCUCAAAGGCGAAUGCUCCUGCCUAUUGUUCCAGUCCCGCUUUGAGGGUGGGCUGACUGGCAUUCACCCUCACUGUCACCGGUGGCACCUUCCACAAUAGCUAUUGUCAACCUCCGCGCUGCUCCCGCGCGUCUCGAAUCACGACUCCUACUCGCAUUCUUCACUACGACAAUUCACGACACACGACUCGACUCAGCCUGCCUGCGCAGGUGACACCGCACUAUGACGAUCCUCCAUGACUAUGCGAUUAAGGUGUGGGCCUACAUCAGCCCUCGGAAGACGCAGAAAGCUCGAGAGAAGCCAUUCCAGUUCAAAGUCCCCGCAAUCCCCACCAAGCCAAGCUUUAAGCAGCACCGGCAACCCCCACAGCAGCUAUUGAGCCCACCAGACCGGGAUCUGAGCCCAGAGUCGCGCGUGAACAUCUGGCAAACACGGACACCUAGCCCUGGCAGCGAUGUCGACAUCACGCUGGUGCCCAUGUCACCCCCGGACUCCGUCGUACGGUCACCGGAGGGCCACGAUGGGUUCGAGGGCGACACGCUGUUCAAUACGUCACCUAUAUCGCCAACUUUCAACAAAAGUGACUACCAAGAUGUUGAAGUCGACGCUAACGACGACACCAUCGUUGUAGAUGACGGCGGCUACCUCGAGACCCACAAGGGCAUUAGCUUCGACGAGCGUCUGCUUAAGCAGCAGAGGCAGGGACAGGAGCUGCAAGGCGCAGGCUGGCCUGAGGACGCCAUCUUUUUAUUCCAAAAGAUCAACAACCGCGGAUACGAACCCAUCAUGCCCAUCGAGUGGGUAGACGACUUACCCAGCUUGCCUGCAGACCUCUUCACAGAAGUACCAGACAAGCCGUUCAUCAAGCCAGCGUUGGGCACGCACUACCACGCACAACUAGCACUCUCCCCUCUACUCGACCUCGGCGCCUACGUCCGCGACUCGAUCGUAAUCCGCGCGCCCAGACGCCAACCGCAAUACCACGUCAAGCGCGCGCUGACAAAGUACACCAGCUGGGCCAUGAAAGACGGCAAUGUCGACGCUCACUGGUCCACUCUCCCGCUCUUCGAAACCGUCACAGUCAGCAAAGACGUCCCCAGCACAGUCCUCGAAUCGCGCACCCUCGCCAAGCUUGGCGCCCUGCACUCACGCUGGGAAUCUGCGCUCGCCGCGCGCGCUACCACAUCCUCCUUCACCUCGUCAUCGUCCACAAGUCUGGAAGUCCCGACCCUUUACGGUGUCUCAGCGUCCCACACCAUCAUGGCGUUUGUGAGUUACCUGCCGCUGUCCAAGGAGAACCGCGCGCCAGGCUUGCGGCUCAUUGCCAUGUUUGAUUUUGGGAAGGAAGGGUUCGAUGUGUGGAAUGCGCUCGCGGCGGCGAUUUUUGUCGUGCAUUGCCGGAACAGGAUGGUGCAGUUGAGAGAGUAUCUGCCGGAGCCAGAGGUCAGGGUUGAGGAUGAUCCCGAUGUCUAGAGAAGUGCGUGCUGAUCUGUGUGAGAGACGGACAGGGAGGGGAGAGCAUCGUAGUGGGUGGUCGCCGCAUGGGUUUGGUCUCUGGCGUUUUUUGUUCUGCUUUGUCGGCGAUAUACCCCUAUACCCUGCAUAAUACCAAUACCCUGUAUUAUCUUGAUCGAAGGAGAAUGUGGUGAGAUCCGCAGUAAGACAUGCGAGGAUGCUUUGCCAGCAAUCGCUUUUAGUUGUAGUUAUCGAUACCCACUAUCACAUCAGGACUUUCAAUCGCAAUUCAUCAC
Molecule: messenger RNA, 1854 nt
Organism: Didymella exigua CBS 183.55
Lineage: Eukaryota; Fungi; Ascomycota; Dothideomycetes; Pleosporales; Didymellaceae
Exons: 2
Coding region: 326-1576 (416 amino acids)
Source: RefSeq, a predicted model, not a curated record